Molecule: messenger RNA, 2137 nt
Organism: Schistocerca cancellata (South American locust)
Lineage: Eukaryota; Metazoa; Arthropoda; Insecta; Orthoptera; Acrididae
Gene: Cdc16
Product: cell division cycle protein 16 homolog
Exons: 12
Coding region: 108-1865 (585 amino acids)
Biological process (GO): cell division
Molecular function (GO): protein binding
Source: RefSeq, a predicted model, not a curated record
GUUUUCCUUCCUCCUAUAAUUGUAACAUCGUUGGAUUGUUAUUUUCAUACACCAAAGUGAUCGCAGGUGCCGCAAUAAUUUGAAAGCUUGUUUAUUGUUUAUGAAAUAUGGCCAAUAAGGAAGAAAGUGAAGUAAAUGUAAACAUUGAAAAAUAUCGGAGGCUGGUGAAACACUACAUUGACUUGAGGUUAUAUUCUUCAGCUCUAUUUUGGGCAGACAAAGUUGUUUCCUUAAGCAGUGAAGAUCCAGAAGACAUAUACUGGUUAGCCCAAUGCAUGUAUUUGUUGAAGCAAUAUCACCGAGCAGCUGAGCUAAUUAUGAAUCGAGGUCUGGAGAAGAAGCAUGUUUUGUGCUACUACCUGGCUGCUCGUUGUUUCCUGGAAGCAUAUGAUUUACCAGAAGCCCUGCAAGUCUUGAACUGUGGAGAACAAGGGAGUUUAUUACCCAAUGUUUCAUUUUUGGAAGGAAGCCCAAAAGAAGUACAGAGUGCAGUUUUGUUGUUGAAAGGGCGUGUUUGUGAGGAGAUGGAUAACAGAGCCUUAGCUGUGGCUUGUUAUAAAGAAGCUCUCUGUAAGGAUGUUCACUGUUAUGAAGCAUUUGAAGCACUUACUCAGCAUCAGAUGCUGCCUGCAUGGGAAGAGGAAGAAGUCUUAUCGUCAUUGCCUCUGUCGGAACAAUGUUCUGGCCAGGAGGAAGAAAGGCUAGUCCGGACACUCUACCGCACAAAACUGAAGAAGUAUCAUGCUCCACAGCAAGAACCAAAUGAGAGGUUACCUGCGAAGCUUUCAAGUAACCUUGAUGUGGCAGUGUGUGAGGCAGAAAGACAUUACUACAAUUGUAAUUACCGAGAAUGCCUCAGAAUUACUGAACAGGUGCUUAAGAAGGACUCCUAUCACAGUGGGUGCUUUCCUGUACAUAUUGCGUGCCUUGUCGAUCUCAAGAUGUCAAACAAGUUGUUUUACUUGGCACAUCGCUUAGUUGACCUGUACCCAGAAUCUGCUGUAUCAUGGUUUGCUGUUGGGUGCUAUUACUACUUGAUAGGAAAGAGUGAUCCAGCUCGAAGGUACUUGGCAAAAGCUACUACACUUGACAAACUUUUUGGUCCAGCAUGGCUGGCAUACGGUCAUUCUUUUGCUACUGAGAAUGAACACGAUCAGGCUAUGGCAGCGUAUUUCAAGGCAUCACAGCUGAUGAAGGGGUGUCACCUCCCACUUUUGUAUAUUGGACUUGAAAAUGGCCUUACAAACAACGUUAGGCUAGCCGAUAAAUUUCUGAAGCAAGCUGCAGAAAUUGCGGAGGGAGAUCCAUUUGUUUUACAUGAAAUGGGUACAAUUGCCUAUCAGAACCAAGACUAUGCAGCAGCAGAACAACAUUUCACUGCAGCUUUGGAAAGAAUUAAGGUAGUAAAUGGAGAACUUAUUCCUUCACGAUGGGAGCCACUGUAUAACAAUCUGGGACAUACCUAUCGGAAACUCCGCAAGUAUGAGGAAGCGCUUCGCAUGCAUCAAGAGGCGUUGUUACUUUCACCAAUGAACGCAUCAACAUAUGCUGCCAUGGCUUUUGUGAAUGCCCUGCUUGGAAACACAUCAGACGCAGUAGAUCUAUUUCAUAAAGCAUUGGGCAUACGCAGAGAUCACACAUUUAGUACUACUAUGUUGGGAUAUUUACUGGAGCAGUUAAUGGUAGAGACACCGCCCUUCUCAAGUUCUUCAGAAACAAGUGCAGAUUCUUUCCUGUGGCAAAGCACUGUACCAUAUUUGGAUAUUGACAGGGCAGCACUACCAUCCCUUCAUGAAACAUCUACAAGCAGCCUUAGUUUUGAAGUUGAAAUGCAGGAUACCUCAGCUGUUAGGAUAUUGGAGUAGUUACUGUUGAUCUUAUACCCCAAAGAACUUUCUUGUGAUAUAACUGAUAUCAGAUUCUGUGCCCUUCUUUAAAGGUUCAGGAGAUACCUCUUAAACUGCAAUGUCAGUUUUGCAGUGUAUAUGUUCUGAAUGUAGUAUGAAAUAUUUGAUAAGAAGAUAGAAAAAUUGUAAAUAACCUUUAUAUGUGUUAUUUAUUGUGAAAUGAUUUUUGUGUACAUAUUUUAUAAUCCAUGUCUGAAAAAUGUUUUAUGUGUAUAGUUUUGAUUUGUUUA